Fusarium pseudograminearum CS3096 is the source of this 7644-nucleotide messenger RNA. It is a transcript of the gene PKS8, whose product is annotated as PKS8. Gene Ontology annotation, biological process: secondary metabolite biosynthetic process; fatty acid biosynthetic process. The coding region runs from base 1 to 7644 and encodes 2547 amino acids. Lineage: Eukaryota; Fungi; Ascomycota; Sordariomycetes; Hypocreales; Nectriaceae. The transcript has 17 exons. The record is from RefSeq and is a predicted model, not a curated record. Gene Ontology annotation, molecular function: oxidoreductase activity; fatty acid synthase activity; phosphopantetheine binding.
AUGCCUUCUCAAAUUCAACCAUGGCGGGAGCCCAUUGCCAUUGUGAGCAUGGCGUGUCGUCUCCCAGGUGGCAUUGACAAGCCAUUAGACCUCUGGGACCAUGUUAGAGCAGGCCGUUCGUCGGCCACUCCCAUACCAAAAGAUCGAUUCAACACAGAGAACUUUCUUUCCAUGGACCCCAACAAGAAGGGAGAACAGGCUUUCAGAGGUGCACACUUUGUGAAGGGUGACAUAAAGCAGUUUGACCACAAGUUCUUUGGUAUAAGCAAAGAUACAGCAACUGCCAUGGACCCUCAACAGAAGCAGCUUCUUGAGGUUGUCUAUGAAUGUCUCGAGUCGGCCAAUAUCUCCAUGGAAACCAUUUCCAAGUCCAAGAUUGGAUGUUACUGUGCGAUGUUUGUCAGUGACUAUCACGACAUGCUGAUGCAAGAUCCUGAGUACCUUCCAACCUUUAUUGCUAUUGGAACGACACGCACUAUGCUUGCAAACCGUAUCAGUCACGCACUUGACCUUGGUGGUCCCAGUGUUACUAUCGAUACAGCCUGUUCUGGUUCCCUUGUCGCAUUGCAUCUUGCUUGUCAAGCACUGCAAGCUGGCGAGUGUGACGGUGCUGUUAUUGGUGCAUCCAAUUUGUUCCUAAGUCCUGAUUACGCUCUGUCACUUACGCGACUUGGCGCUAUAGCUGCAGAUGGACAGUGCAAGACAUUUGACGCCGCCGCAAAUGGAUAUGGUCGUGGUGAAGGGACCAACGCUGUGUACAUCAAGAGGCUCAGCGAUGCUAUUCGGGACGGAGACAACAUCAGAUCCAUCAUCCGGGGUACUUCUUCCAACAGCUCUGGUGCUACCCCAGCAAUCACAGAACCCUCUGGGCGGGCCCAGAGAGAUACUAUCUUGCAGGCUUACGCUCAAGCUGGAAUUGAUAACUUUAGCGAGACAGGAUACUUUGAGUGCCACGGAACUGGUACACCCGUGGGCGACUGCAUAGAGCUUGGAGCAGUUGGCGAAGUUUUUAGUGCCAGCCACAACUCUGGAGACGCCCUUUGGGUUGGCUCUACCAAACCAAACGUGGGACAUUCAGAGGCAGCUAGCGGUUUGAGCAGUCUCAUAAAAGUGGUGUUGGCUUUAGAAAAGGGAGAGAUCCCUCCAAACACCAACUACAAGACACCGAACCCCAAGAUCGACUUCGACGGUUGGAGAGUUCGUGUAGCAACGAGCGCUCACCCUUGGCCCUCAAAGUCCAUACGUCGAGCAAGUGUCAAUUCUCUCGGUAUCGGUGGAUCAACUGCGCACGCCGUCGUUGAGUUCUACGAGCCGCUGAAGAUCACCAAUGGGUCUGCCAAUGGUGUCAAUGGAACUAAUGGCGUGAAUGGAACCAACGGAGUCAACGGUACUCACUCGUUAACCAUUACCAAUGGUACCAAUGGCCACCACGAGGAGAACAACGCCGACAAACCCUCAUUCCUGACGUUCGUAUCUGGCGCGUCUCGCGACUCGAGAGACACAAACAUCAACAAUCUUCUGGAUUUCCUUAAAACUCACGACGAAUGCCAUGAGUUGACGGGUCCCCUCAUCACAGCACUGAAUGCUCGAAGCCAGAUUCACAUCCGACCGUGGAGGUCAUUUGCCGUUGCCCAGACAGUCGGUAAUCUCAUUCAGCAGCUGGAGGGCAAGGCAAUGAAGACCAACCAAGGACCAGUUGGUGGCAAUGAGCCCGAUAUGCUCUUCACAUUCACUGGUCAAGGUGCCACAUGGUCACAGAUGGGUAGACGUCUUCUUGAGACGUUUCCCGUAGCGCGUAACACGUUACACCAGCUUGACGAUGUCAUCAGAGAGCUUUCAUCAUCAGUCAAGUCUGCAUGGUCUUUGAUAGGCAAGCUUACUGCCGAGCUCACCCAAGAUGAGAUUAAUUUGCCAUCACUCGCACACCCUCUAUCCAUCGCGGUACAGAUUGCUCUAGUCGACCUUCUAGCCAGUUGGGGUGUGGUUCCCGAUGGCGUUGUUGGCCAUUCUGGCGGAGAGACAGCUGCCGCGUACGCUUGUGGUGCUCUCACAGCGAAGGAAGCCAUCACAGUCGCUUACUACCGUGGUAUCGCCUGCCAGAAUGCCCCCGCAGGCUCUAUGCUUGCUGUGAAAAGCGAUCCCAACGCAAAGGAGCUUCAAGACGCACUGGAACGCAACGAUGUGCAGAUUGCUUGUUUCAACGGUCCCCAGAAUCUCACUCUUGCGGGUCCCACGGAGGGGAUCAAGAACCUGGCUACUGAGUUGAACAGUCACGGCAUUGUUUCUAGGGCUGUUGCUGUCACUCGAGCUUACCACACCCGAAUCAUGAAGGCAGUUGUCGAUGACUAUGUCGCGCGCCUUCGCAGUGUUAUUCAUCCAAAGGCAGGACGGGUUCCCAUGUAUUCGUCUGUCACUGGCCGUCAGUUGGAGGGCACUGAGGUUGGUGCUGAUUACUGGGGAUCAAACCUUGUUUCGCCAGUUCUCUACACUGAUGCAGUCACACUAGCCAUGACCCAAACGGACCACAAGUAUGGGUUGUGUGUUGAGGUUGGGCCUCACUCAUUGCUUUCCAGACCAACAUCUGAGAUUGUCAAGUCGCUUGCCGAUGCGCCCCAGCUGCCUUUCUUUGCCACCAUGCUCCGAAACGCAGACACCAACCAGCAACUUAUGAGUCUUGCGGGAGAUUUGGUUCUCAGCGGUAAGCGCCUGGAUCUAGACCAAGUGAACAAAGCCAGCUUGUUCAAGGGCGGCAAGCCCGCUCGUCUUCCCAACCACAUUCAAGACAACCUUCCUGCUUAUGCUUGGGACUAUUCCUCUACACCCUGGACCGAGCCACGAAACAGCUCUGACUGGCGUUUCCGCAAAUCGCCACGACACGAGAUCCUGGGCACCCGCUGCCGAGGCGCAAAUCCUUCCGCACCCACUUGGAGGAACAGGGUGUCAGUUGAAGAUGCGCCUUGGCUCGUUGAUCAUCAGGUCAAUGGCAUUGUCACCUUGUCUUUCACUACCGGUAUCGCCAUGGUCGUUGAGGCCAUGAUGCAAUUGCAAGAAGAGACCAAAGAGGCCGACUGGACAAACUAUUCGUUUGAGUUGGAAGACUUUGUCUUUUCUAACUCCAUCAUCCUUCCUGACGAAAAUGCGAUUGAGCUCUUCCUCACUCUAAUUCCACGAAGCGACAACACCAGAUCUGACGGUACAUGGUACGACUUUACCAUUUCGUCACUCAGAGGUGACGUUGAUAUCCGCCAUUGUCAUGGAAAGGCUGCAGCCUUGGAGAGCAACGACGGCGCCUUUUCCCAGUCCAGAACCUCGUGGCACCAUAUGCCACUUGAGGUCCCGCUCAAGAGUUACUACAAGACUCUGGAACGAGUCGGCUAUGGCUACGGUCCCAAGUUCCAGCUUCUCAAUGAAGUGCGAGUUCGACCAGGUCUCUCAGCCUGUGCUGCCAAGAUCGACAUGGUGUCGAGCGGUCAAUCGCCAGUUCGCGGCCAGAGAUACCUUUUGCACCCCGCCAUGAUGGACGCAGCUCUCCAGACACCUGCAUUGGCCAAUCGUUCCGGAUACUUCCAAGAGAUCGACACCUUGCUUCUACCUUCCCGCAUGAAGAAGAUCUCCAUUCGUAUGCCCGCCAACAAGACUGACAUCGCCUCUUGCGCUACCAACACAUCACCUGUCGGUUUCACCCGAAUCGAAGGAAGUGUCCAGUGUUACGAUACUUUGUCGAAGCCUUUCUUCGUGGUUGAAGGUCUGCAGAUGGACAGAGCAACGGCUGAGGACCAGACUACCCUUCCUUGGCUGCGACUCAAAUGGAAGCCUGAUAUCGGCGACAUCUCUCAGAAUGGUGCCUCAACCAGUUCGAUCCAGAUCAGGAGUCUUCCAGCAGAGAAGAAGCUUAUCAACCUGGAGGACUUGGUCAAGGAACUCAUCCCUCUCAUUGUUGAGAAUGGUAUUGAGAAGGGUGAGAACUUGGCUCCUCAUUUGCAAUCGUAUCAUGCUUGGUUGCUGGAACAAGCUGAGUUGCACAAAGAAAAGCUCGUUGCCCGCCACAUGCAGAAUGGAUUCGCCACAGCUGAAGACGCCAUCAUGAAUGUCGUUGCAAAUUCUGGGAUCUCGGAGACUGUCGAUGCCUCCAUUGUGUCGCAACUUGCAAUUAACAUGGCAAAGAUCUUUCGUGGCGAAGUCGAAGCCCUGGCGGUUUGGCUCGAGAAUGAUUUGCUCUACAGGUUCUACGAAGAGAGCAUCUUCACCACGAGCAUGAACCAGAAGCUUCGCUCUGUCGCUGAGCUUUUGGCGCACAAGAACCCCAACAUGAAGGUCCUGGAGAUUGGAGGUGGAACUGGUGGCGCAACGACCGAGCUGCUUCAUGGCUUCUCCAAGGCUGGAGGGCCUAAUGCUUACCAGUCGUUCACCUUCACUGACAUCUCGGCUGGUUUCUUUGAGAAGGCCAAGAAGAAGUUUUCAGCUUGGGACAGAAUGGAAUACAAGACUCUCGACAUCGAGAAGGACAUCUCUGAGCAAGGAUUUGGCGAGGAGAAAUAUGAUCUUGUGGUUGCAGCCAACGUUCUGCAUGCCACUGCUAACUUGCCGUUCGCAAUGAAGAACAUUCGUUCAUUGCUACGUGAUGAUGGAUACCUUUUGGUUGGUGAGCUGUCAGAGGACCUCACAUCGGCCAAUUUCCUCUGGGGUCCCUUGACUGGCUGGUGGCUGCGUCCUCGAUCCCCAGGUCGUUCUGGUCCUGGUCUUUCCAUGGAUGAAUGGCGGGACGAGCUCACUGCGGAUUUCGAUAACGUUGUCGAGAUCGAGGCCGGACGCGAUAUGGCUGCUUCGGAUCAAAUCUCAAGCACUAUCGUGAUGACAGCCAGAGCAAAGCCAAUUGACUACACUCCACCCGAGCCACUAUCGGAACAGAGGGUGCAUAUCGCUGGAGUUGGCGAUGACUUUUCUCACGACCAGAUCGCGCACCGACUUUCCAAACGUGGUAUUACUACAACAUCCAGUAGCCUUGAGGAUCUCGCUACUCGAGAAUGGUCGGGAGAGUGGCUCAUCAUCAUGGACGAGGCUGAAGGAAGUUUCCUUGCUUCCCUCGACUCUCAGCAGUUGGAGGCUUUGAAGUCCUGGCUUACGAAGCCCAUCAAGUGCAUCUGGGUUACCCAAAAGGUAUACCUCGACCCGCAAAACACAACGGGAGGUCUGGUGACAGGUUUCGCACGAACCCUCCGAGGUGAGAAUAGCCAGAUGGAGCUGUACACAUUGGACCUGAGCAGCGAGGGCGACGAUAUCGCUAACAUCAUCGACCACGUUUUGGAACGAGCCUACUACUCUCACGGUGAUCCAAUCUCCAGACUGGACUACGAAGUGGCUGAGAAGGAUGGACAGCUCUGGACGUGCAGGCUCGUGAAGGAUGCUGGCUUGGAAGAAGCAUUUGGUCCUGCACGAAAGAUGGAAGUAUCUACUCGCGAGCUAGUUCAAACUCCUCAUCACUUGGUCGUGGGAGAACCAGGCAUUCUAGACAGUCUAGCCAUGGCCCAAAACGAUGGACACUCGGUGUUGCCACAUGGGCAUGUUCUUGUUGAGGUCAAGGCUGUAGGUCUUGACGAACGGGACGGGCGAAUCGCUCAAGGGUCUCUUCCGGCGUUGGAGUUCGGUCGCGAGUGCUCUGGUGUUGUCAAGAGCUGCGCUGCUGAUGUCACUUCACUCAGUCCAGGAGAUCGUGUUGCCGUUAUCGGCCAGGGAACUUUCACUACGCAAUACCUGGCUCCUUCAGGUUGUUGCGCCAAGAUCCCCGACUGGCUUUCUUUCGAGGAUGCUGCCGCGAUCCCAGCCAGCUUUGUCACUGCGUUGUACGCGUUGACCACGUCUGCGAGAAUCACGAUAGGCCAGAAAAUUCUUGUUGCCAACGCCACAUCCGCCCAAGGCAUCGCUUUGAUCAAGACAGCCAAGGCGCUCAAGCUCGACGUCCACGCCACAACCAGUGAUGGUAACAAGUCUCUUUUGACCAAGCAUGGCGUCAGUUCAUCCAGCAUACUCCCCGUCUCUACGAAUGCUGGUCGUCUCAAUGCUUCUCGCUCUGCCAAUGGCCAAACGUACAAGCUUGUACUGAACACUCAAUCUGGCCAAUACGCGAGCUUUUCUCACCUGGUUGCGAACCGUGGAACUUAUGUCGAGCUCGGCUCUGGAGGAACGCACGAUGAUGAAAGCGGUUUCCGACCUAACAAGAACGUCAUGUUUGCUUCCAUUGAUCUCUCAGAUGCCUAUAAUGAGAGCAAGGAGGACCUUGGAGAACUGCUUGGUCAAGUUAUGGCUAUGGUUGAGAAGCGAGUCCUCAACACAGACGUGUCGGCUUCGGUGUCUGGGCUUCACUCACUGCAGCCCGCCUUCUCAGCACUUUUGGAAGGUGGUUCGCAGAAGCAGGUCAUCUCACUUGCAGAUGUCGACGAUGGGCACAUGAUCAAGACACGACCCAAGACUUCUGUCUUCGAUCCUCGAAAGACCUACAUCAUCACAGGAGGUCUUGGUGGUCUGGGCCGUGCGAUUGCAGUCUGGAUGGCUAGCUACGGCGCCCGAAACCUCAUUCUGGCUACCAGCUCAGUCGCAAGGGCCUGUCAGUCUGGUGAUCUGCUACAGCAACUAUCAUCCUACGGAUGUCAUGCCAGAGUUGAGGUCUGCGAUGUGGGCGAUUCGUCGGCUGUUGAGCGUCUCAUCUCCAGUAUUUACACUCCUGUCGGUGGAGUUAUUCACUCAGCAUUGAGACUUAGUGACCGAUUCUUCGAGGACAUCACCUUAGACGACUUCGACGCAGUGUUUAGUCCUAAGGUCAAUGGUGCCUUGAACCUUCACCACUGCCUUCAGGGUCACGAUCUUGACUUCUUUGUCAUGCUGAGUUCGGGAUGUGGAGUUCUGGGUAACGAGGGUCAAUCCAACUACUCGGCAAGCAGCACGUUCUUGGACACAUUUGCCCGCUACCGUCAAAGCCUCGGUCUUCCGGCCUCGUCCAUUGAUCUUGGCUUCGUGGAGGAUGUUGGAAACAUCAGCGAGCGUCCUGAGAUCCAAGCUUCCUUGCUGUCUCGUGGUCUUCGACCUAUCACAGUGCGCGAUGUUCUGCGUGUGGUCGAAGGUGCUAUUGCUACGUGCACUCCCAAGCAGGUCAACGCUGUCACUGAGUCUGCUUACGAUGACCUUUCGCAAAGUCAGAUUGUCCUCAGCUUUGGUAUGAUCGACAAGGCCACAGCAGAAUGGCAAUCCUGGGCCAAGGACACAAAGUUCGGCUUGCUGCGAUCCAAGGCCACUGAUAAUGUGGCAAGCGAUGCCGAUGCGGGCGGCGGAGAGAGCGCAGUCCAGACGGCUGUCAAGGCCUUCCGAAACACUCUUGGUCGAUUGGGUGAUGCAUCUGAGGGCAAGGUAGCUGCUUUGCAACCUUUCAUCUGCACUGCUCUUGUUGCCAAGCUGGCGCAAGUACUGUCUAUGAAGAUUGGCGACAUUCAGCCAACGAGAUCGGCUGUUCAGUACGGUAUGGAUUCACUCAUUGCUAUUGAGGUUAGGUCCUGGGCAAGAUAUGCCUUCCAGAUCGACCUACCUAUCAGUGACUUGACGAACCCGUACAGUAUUCAGGAUUUGGCGGCUAGGGUUUCUCGAAUGAUUUUGUGA